AUGUUAAGUGAGUUACCCUACUAUAAUCUUACGGAUGAGCAAUUUUCAAAAGAAAUAGGAGCCUGGGUGUAUAAUUCAAUUGAUAACUUGUAUGCAAGAUCUAAAGAUCUGUUUAAAGAUAUUGUUGAAAGCCUUGACAAAGCAAAUGACUGUAAUGAAAACUUAAUCUACGACUAUAUUGAAUCUAAUGAAAACUUAAUCUACGACUCUAUUGAAUCUAAAUAUCAUACUAUAAAACAAUUUGGGAAUAGGUUUUCAAAUGUUAAGCGUAAAGGCUUCUCGAUAUUACAUUGCAACAUCCGUAGUCUACCUAAAAAUCUAAGUUUACUAAAUGAUGUGCUGCUAAUGGUAAAAGAGUUGCUGAAUAUUAUUGCAAUUACUGAAACGAGGCUUGCCGAAGAUAGUCAUCAUAAUAUUAGAAUUCCCGGUUAUAUUUUUUUGGGAGUGAACUCCAAAACUUCAGCGGGAGGUGUUGGGUUUUAUAUUUCGGAGAACAUUAAUUUUACCAGACGAAAUGAUUUAGAUCUUGCUCUCACUGAGGCAGAUAUGUGA
Messenger RNA from Paramuricea clavata, 552 nucleotides. Lineage: Eukaryota; Metazoa; Cnidaria; Anthozoa; Malacalcyonacea; Plexauridae. The record is from the annotation of a GenBank genome assembly.